Molecule: messenger RNA, 6111 nt
Organism: Phyllopteryx taeniolatus (common seadragon)
Lineage: Eukaryota; Metazoa; Chordata; Actinopteri; Syngnathiformes; Syngnathidae
Gene: appbp2
Product: amyloid beta precursor protein (cytoplasmic tail) binding protein 2
Exons: 13
Coding region: 237-2045 (602 amino acids)
Biological process (GO): intracellular protein transport
Molecular function (GO): protein binding
Source: RefSeq, a predicted model, not a curated record
GCGGGGUCUAUUAAUUUUAGAUUUCUAUGCUUUUACUUUGUUGGGUGGGUGUGAAUUGAGGUAAAUAAGGGUAGAUGAAGCGAUACCUGGGAUAAUAAAAUCGAAGCAGAAGCCGCAAUUUAGCUUUAGGACAAUAAUUUGUACCGCCCUUCGAAGUCAGCGAAACGGUGAGCAUCUAAUGUUAGGAGGUGUAUAAGGGAGGAUUGUGACUGGCCUUUUUGGAGAAGGAAAACAACAUGGCUGCGGUGGAGCUAGAGUGGAUCCCAGAGUCACUAUAUAACACCGCGAUAUCGGUCGUGGUGGACAAUUACAUUCGUUCAAAGAAGGACAUACGGUCGCUCCCAGAAAACAUACAGUUCGAUGUUUACUACAAGCUUUACCAGCAGGGCAGGCUCUGCCAACUGGGAGGGGAGUUUUGUGACCUGGAGGUGUUUGCUAAAGUUCUUCGGGCUUCAGACAAAAGGCACCUCCUACACCACUGUUUCCAAGCCUUAAUGGACCAUGGGGUGAAAGUUGCCUCAGUGCUGGCCAACUCUUUCAGCCGCCGCUGCUCCUACAUUGAAGAUUCUCACACUCAUGUCAAAGAGAAGGCGAUCCAAUUCGGCUUUGUGCUCGGGGGGUUCUUGUCUGAUGCUGGCUGGUAUGGAGAUGCUGAGAAAGUGUUUCUUUCCUGCUUGCAGCUCUGUGCUCUCCACAUUGAGGUGCUACAUUGUUACAGGGCUGUGGAAUGUUGUGUCAGGAUUCUUCAUGUGCGCAAUGGCAAUUGUAAGUACCACUUGGCAGAAGAGACCUUCAAGCUUGCGCAGUCUCAUAUGGAAAAAUUAGCCAAACAUGGCCAUGAGGCCAACAAGGCAGCACUGUAUGGAGAGUUUUGUGCCUUGCUUUUUGCCAAAAGUCAUUAUGAUGAGGCAUACAGAUGGUGUGUAGAGGCCAUGAAGGAAAUUACUCCAGAGCUGCCAGUGAAAGUAGUCAUUGAUGUCCUUCGCCAGGCUUCCAAGUGUGUUAAAUGUAUCAAUCUACUGCAGGCCUGUGUGGUGAAGAGAGAAUUCAGAAAAGCAGAACAGCUGAUUAAACAUGGUGUGUUUCUAGCAAGAGAACACUUUGGGCUCAAGCAUCCUAAAUACUCUGACACGCUGCUGGAUUAUGGGUUUUACUUAUUAAAUGUAGACAACAUAUGCCAGUCAGUUGCUAUUUACCAGACGGCAUUGGACAUCAGACAGUCUGUAUUUGGAGGAAAAAACAUCCAUGUUGCCACAGCUCAUGAAGACCUGGCCUAUUCCUCCUAUGUUCACCAGUACAGCUCUGGAAAAUUCGAUAAUGCUCUAUUCCAUGCAGAACGUGCCAUCGACAUCAUUACUCAUAUUCUACCUGAGGAUCAUCUGCUCCUGGCCUCCUCCAAGAGAGUCAAAGCCCUGAUCUUGGAGGAAAUUGCUAUUGAUUGCCACAAUAAGGAGACAGAAGAGCGCCUACUGCAGGAGGCUCAUGAUCUGCACUUGUCCUCAUUGCAGCUGGCAAAGAAGGCCUUCGGAGAGUUCAACGUCCAGACAGCCAAACAUUAUGGCAACCUAGGACGACUCUAUCAGUCCAUGCGAAAGUUUAAGGAAGCAGAGGAGAUGCACAUCAAAGCCAUCCAGAUUAAGGAGCAGCUUUUGGGCCAUGAGGACUAUGAGGUGGCACUAUCUGUGGGUCACCUCGCCUCCCUUUACAACUACGACAUGAACGCCUAUGAAGAUGCAGAGAGGCUCUACCUGCGCUCCAUUUCUAUCGGAAAGAAGCUGUUUGGAGAGGGAUACAGUGGGUUGGAGUACGAUUACAGGGGCCUGAUCAAACUCUACAACUCUGUGGGUAACUUUGAGAAGGUAUUUGAAUACCACAAUAUACUAUCCAACUGGAAUCGCCUGAGGGACCGACAAUUUGCUGUGGCAGAUGCCCUCGAGGAUGUCAACACUACGCCCCUACUGACCCAGGAAGUGGUUCAUGCGUUCUUGUUUGUUCAAAGCUUACCCAACCAAACACCAAAUCCAGCCUUUCCUUGGGUGACAUAGUAGGAGAUCAAAACACGCAUGGGAUUACGAUCAGUGAGAACACAAAAUUGUGAUUUAUGUGACUGCUUGGUCGCAAGCGUUAUUCAACUGUUAUUCAUUCUGAUGGUUAUGUCACUGCAGUUGCCUGCACAUGAACAGACAAUAAAUAGAUUCAUGGGAUGGAGAGGAGAAACAUCUCAAUGCAACCAUCAAAAUCCACCUGUAGUCUGAAUCUUUUUGCAUCUUAACCUCACAGAGCAGAUUGAGUAAAAUACCCUCAGAACCCUGAAUGAAUUGUUCUCAGAAAGCGUGGAUGGAAACUGUUGAGAAAAUGGAUUUUAGUUUCCAAAACCAGGUUUGUCACAUCUGUAAGGGCCAAUCAAAACACAAGUAAAUGGUGCUGAAGUGUAGUCUACAAUAUGCUUGAUUGACAUCCAGCCAAUGCUGUGAAUAUGUACUUUUAUCAAUAAAUGCUUCCAGUGCUGUUUUUGUAGUCUUCUCUUAAGAAGAAAUGUCACUUUCAUUCAAAUUAGCAGCUAUGCACUUGGACAAAAUUGUUGGCAGCCCUCUGUUAUUGAAAGAAAAACCCACAGUGUUCACAUAACUUGAAUCUGGCAAAAGUAAUAAUACAUUUAAAAAAUUGUGAACAUUAACCAAUGAAAAUCAGACAUUGCUUUUGAAUUGUGGUUCAACAAAAUAAUUUAAAAACAAAUUAUGGUAAACCUUAAUAUUUUAUUGCACAACUUUUAAGGGAAUCAAUCAUCAAAUGAUUUUUGAAACUUUCAAUUCGACUUGCAGGUAUUUUGUCUUACUCUUCAUGAGCAAACUGCUCCAGUUGUCGCAGGUUUGAAGGGUGCUUUCUCCAUUCAGAAUGUGUCAGCUCCUUCUACAUGUUAAAUAAGACUUCAAUCUCAUAGAAGGGCACUUUCUGUCCAAUUUCUGUCAAUAUGGUGUGCUGCAUUGGUGUACAUUGAGGAAAAAAAUGAACUUAAAUGAUUUUAGCAAAUGGUUGCAAUUAACAAAGAGUGAAAAAUGGAAGGGGGUUUGAAUACUUUCCGUACCCACUGUAGAUAGAGCUGAUGUGCCUUGCCAAAAGGUUUUUUUUUGUCUCACCUGUCCCGAGGACAUUCUCCCAAAAGCUUUGUGGCUUGACAACAAGCAGUUUGGCAAAUAUCAGUCUUGCUUUUUUAUGAUUUAUUUUCAACAGUGGUGUCCUCCUUGGUUGUCUCCCAUCGAGUCCACUUUGGCUUAAAGGACACAUGGAUGGUGUGAUCUGACAGUGAUGUAACUUGACCUUGGAGUUCACCCAUAAUUUCUUUGGAGCUUGUUCUGGGCUCUUUUGUUACCAUUCGUAUUAUCCGUCUCUUCAAUUUGUUAUUAAUUUUCUUCAUGCAGCCACGUCCGGGGAGGUUGGCCCACAGUCCUGUGGAUCUUACAUUUCUGAAUGAUAUGUGCAACUGUAGUCACAGGAACAUCAAGCUGCUUGGAGAUGGUCUUAUAGCCUUUACCUUGAACGUGCUUGUCUAUAAUUUUCUUUCUGGUCUCCUGAGAAAACUCUCCUUCGAUUUCUCUGGUCCAUGUUUGUGGUUCAAACCACAUCAGCGAACAGCACAUUGAUUACUCGUCACCCUUUAAAUAGGCCGACGGACUGAUUACAAGUUUGAAGACACCUGUGAUGCUAAUUAGAGGACACGCCUUGUUUGAACAUGUCCCUGUGGUCAAAUGAUUUUCAAUCUUUUGUAGGGGUAUCAUAAUUUUUGUCCAGGCCUGUUUCAUGAGUUUGUUUUUUGAAAUUCUGUUGAACUACAAUUCAAAAGUAAUGUCUGAUUUGGAUUGGUUAAUUUUCAUUAUUUUGUAUUUAUUAUUAUUUUUGUCAGGUUUAAGUUAUGUGACCACUGUGAAUUUUUUUUUCAUUAACAGAAGGAUACCAAAAAUUCUGUCCACAUGUUUACUGCAUCUCAUCUUGAUGGUGGACAACAUGUCUUAUUAGCAUGCACCUUCUCACUUUCUGCACAUUAAACCUUAAACUGAUUGUGUUGAUCCCAUUCACAGUCAUAUCAGUUCAAAAUUGUGCCAAGUGGAUGUCCAUUUGGAAGAUAAAUAUGCCUGUACUCUCAUACAGUAAUGCCACAGUCUUACAAGAUUAGUUUCAACCAGGGUUGGAGUUACCUGGGAGCCAAGCCUCCACGAAACAUACCUGAGCUCCCGUAAUUGCAGUCAGUUCAUCAAUGUGUGGAGGAAUUUUAUGAAUGGUCAAAAUGUAUUAUUUUAUUGAAAGUAUUGCAUUUUCUCAUGUAAAACCGCAACUUGUGGAUUACAACAUUGGCAGCACUGAAUUUUAAAGCUACCAAUUACAUUACAUCAUUACAUAGAUUCUUAGUUUGUCUUUUAAGACUGUGUUCCCCAACCUUCUUUGCACUGUGGACCGGUUAGGAGGCAGCAUUUUUCUCACGGACCGGCUGUGGUGGCGUGAAUAAACACACGCAUAUAUAUAUAUAAUAUAUAUAAUAUAUACACACACACACGUUUGCGCUUUGUCCUUUGUGGUGCGUCCACUGUGGGUGCGAUGCAGGAGUGGGGGUCAGAAUUACUGUCGGCAGCCAGACCAGACUGCAGUUCCCUAGCUCCUCGAUCAUAAUAAUAAUAAUAAGAGUAGACUUUGAACUCCGUAAAAGUAGUUCUGCCUGUGUCGAGCAGCAACCUACGACUGUAUCUGUAUCAGAGCGGACUUGGUGUGUGAGAGUUAACUGUUGCGAUAAACCCUAUUUUAAGUAGGACUCCUGAUAUAGUGUUGUUUCAUUCGCAAAUGUUUCGUUCAAAAGAACAAAUCUUUUCAGUAAACGUAAUGAACUGAAUUAGUUUAUGAAAUGAUUUCAUUCUUUGAGCUCUCCCGCCGUUAGUCAGCCCGCUCGUACCGGAAACAGAAGCGUUGGAGCCGGCUGAGACCGGAAACGGAAGCGUUCUGUGCAGUCUGAGACGCGCAGCUGGUGCGGUGGAGAAGAUCCGUUAAAUUUUCAAAAUAAAACACAUUGACACGUGAAUUGCAAUACAACAGAAAUGAUAUAAAUUGGUCAUAGUUUCUCUGCGGCCCGGUAACAAAUGCCUCACGGCCCGGUACCGGUCCGCGGACCGGUGGUUGGGGACAACGGUUUUAAGAGACUGAGAGACUUCUUGUUUAUUCAUUUGUUUUUUUUACAUCUGACUUGAACAUUAUGAGCUCAAAGGACCGUGACUGAAGCCUAAUGUCACUUUGGUCCAUUCUAUUUGCAGUAAAACAAAAGUUUUAGCUGGAUGAAUCUCUUGUGUUAUGUUUUGAGUACCGCGCCGUCAUAUUUUUUUUGCAGAGAUAGUCUUACAGUAUGUGUUUGUGUCCUCACGAUAAAAGUCAAACCCUGGUUUCAACCCACACUUUUGCACACACGAGAUGGACUUUUUUUUUUUCCCUUCUCCACAAUAUAUGAAGAACUUCUAAAAUGUGGAUGAGCCAUUUAGUAUAUUGUUACACACACAAACACAUACACAUACACAGGCAACUCUGUUGUUUCCCCAGCCAGGCCCAUAAAAUCAAUCAAUUUCAAAAAUUAAGAAAUGUACUGUAAAUGAAGAUCUUUUGUUAGCGGAUGCAUUCAUUCCAAAGGAACACGUCUUAAAAAGUAGGAAGAUGCUACAUGUACAGUCUCAUGAUAACGCUGUGAAACACAUCAAUAUUUUGGUUUGAGUUUAAACUAUCUGUGGAUCAGGAUAUGCAGAAUUCUGGACGCUGACAUGUUCAUUGAUCAGUGCCAGCUUUCACGAGUUUGCUGUUGUCAGUCUUUACAGAACUAUUCUUAAAAGUGCUAAAUAAAUACUAAUGCCUUCAAGAGAACGACCCUGGGGAGUUUGUGUGUGUGUGUGUGCGUGUGCGCCCCUGUCUGUCAAUUUUCUACCUGUUAAUUUUGUUCAGGGUCAUGGGUGAGUAGACCUCCUAGUAGAUUUGGGGCAAGAGGAGGGGUACACUGGAUUGCUUGCCAGUCAACACACAAACAGCCUUUCUUCUCAACUGUGUCCUGUCAAAUUUCUCAUUAAAGCAAAAUCAUGUUUGCCUAUA